Molecule: messenger RNA, 1500 nt
Organism: Boleophthalmus pectinirostris (great blue-spotted mudskipper)
Lineage: Eukaryota; Metazoa; Chordata; Actinopteri; Gobiiformes; Gobiidae
Gene: armh1
Product: armadillo like helical domain containing 1
Exons: 10
Coding region: 118-1437 (439 amino acids)
Source: RefSeq, a predicted model, not a curated record
ACUGCGUAAAAGUUGCCGUCGUCAGUUGUGCCAAAGCGUAAUUGCGUAAACGUGGUACAUUGGAAAGGAAAGAAGGCUAAAAUGUGUUGAUUUACAAUAUUCAUUUACAUUUACAAUAUGCCUGCAUCUGCACGCGACGACAAGAAGGCAAACCUUGGCAAAGUGUUGAGUUUUCUACGCGACUGGGACCGCGCGGACAAAACAACGCGCGCUCGUAUUCUGACAACUUUCCUCUCUGAGACCUCCGGGAAGACCUUCCACGAACUGGAGAUGGAGUUUGCUCAGGUGGCCAGUCUCUUUUUGGCACGAAUCACGACGUGGAUGAGACUCACAUACAAGUUUAGUUCAUCCCUAUGGCUACAGCUUAAAGCAAUACAGAUUUUUCUGUCUGCAUCCAGCCAGGAUCAGUACCUAACGGAGUUCCUGGAGGAUGGAGGGGUUCUCACAUUAAUUGAUAUUUUAAAUCAAGGUCAAACUAAAGGGGAGGACAGAGCUGAAGUGCUUAAUGUUUUGUUGAUUGUUUCAAACACCGGUCGCAAGUACAAAGAGUUCAUCUGUGAAAGCAAGGGUGUCAGUGCUUUAGCAGAGUGUUUAACCAUACCAUAUUCUAAUGAGAUCCUGGAGAAAGCAUGUGCAGUCCUAGAUUCACUGUCCCAGGGAAAUCCGAAAUAUCUAAACUAUGUCUACCAAGAACUCAUUGCACUGUUGUUGAACACAUCUCCCAAAAGUCAGAAGAUGCUCCUGCGCACUUUACGGUCUUUGCAGUCCAAGAUGAAGACAGCUCAUCACAGUAUUGUGGGUCCUCUUCUUGAAAUGCUCAAGACCUUACAGCUGGAAGUUCAAGAUGAAGCAAUUAACUUGAUUUUAGAACUGAAGAAUUUUGAUGUGAGGCCACUUCUCCUGAAUGAACUGGUGACUUUUCUCAGACUAGCAACUGAGGAGCUGAGUAACUAUCAAACUUCACAAAAUAUUUGUUUAUUUUUUCCACAUUAUUAUAGACAGAAAAUUUCCUUUCAUGACUUUUUUAUUUCAGAAAUGACAAGGAAAACUGGAUCGUUGCCUGAAUUUGUGCAACAAGCUGCCACUGCUAAAGUCAUCCGGUUACUGGCUGAAGAUAAUGAAGAAAUUAGCAGUGAUCUGCUCGCUCUUGAAGUGGUCCAGGGUCUCUUAUCUGCUAUGGGCAACAGAGAACACAUCGAAACCCAAAUACAAGCCAGUCUUGCAUUAGAGUUCUUUGUUAGAUCCUACCCCAUUAUCCAACAACCUGUUAAAAGAGUCAUGGGAGAUACUCUAUUUUCAGCCUUUUUGAUCAGUCCUGAAAUGCUGUACAAGACUUUGAGUGAAACACAGGCAGAAUUUCUGUUGUGCAACAACAUUAUAACAAACACAGGAGUGGAUGGGGAAAAUGGGACCCAUUCAGUAAACCUCGAAGGCUGACAUUUACUGUUUUACACAAACUAUAUAAAUUGCUGGUGAUUGAAUGAAGAAUGUAACUUAGAG